Manihot esculenta (cassava) is the source of this 1223-nucleotide messenger RNA. RefSeq names its product polyadenylate-binding protein-interacting protein 5. The transcript has 3 exons. Gene Ontology annotation, molecular function: ubiquitin binding. The record is from RefSeq and is a predicted model, not a curated record. The coding region runs from base 219 to 830 and encodes 203 amino acids. Lineage: Eukaryota; Viridiplantae; Streptophyta; Magnoliopsida; Malpighiales; Euphorbiaceae.
UUCAAAGCAAAAGGGCGAGGCUUUUUCUAUUAGGUAUCCAUCAAUUAUUUUUCUUUUUCUUUUUCCCAACCGGUCUCUUGCUCUUCCAUCUCUAAAAAGAAAAAGCUAAAGGAAUUUGGGGGUUUCAUUUCUUCAGGAAUUCCCCAUUUAUCUCCGUUAUCCAUCUUUGUAACAGUUGAGUCAAUGUCAAACAGUGAUCUUACAUCCGAAUUAAGGCAAUGAAGCCAGGACUAUCUACAUUGAACCCUUAUGCUGCAUCAUACAUACCACUGUCUGAAAGAGAAGCAGCUGAAGAAAUUAAAGUUCCUAGAGUGACCACCAAAGUUUCUCAGAUUGGCAAUCAAACUAUCUGGAAUGAACCUGCUGAGCAUACUACACAUAACAGGCAGCAUAAUCAAUCUUCUUCAAUUCCUCAAGUAUCUGUACUGAAAAGUCACUCUGCGCAUGGCUUUUAUGACUCUGUGCAUGGCUUUUAUGGUUCAUCAUCUCAAAAUUUAAGUGAAUUGGCAAACAAGCAGAUGAUGGAUGAGGAAUUUGACAUGGAUUUGGAAUAUCUUCAGAUGACUUUUCCUGGCAUUUCUAAUGAGUCUCUUAAUGAUGUCUAUAUGGCAAACAAGGGUGACUUGGAGGCCACUAUUGAUAUGAUAAACGAACUUGAGUUUGACACUUUUGAGUCUCCUGAAAAUCUUCCCGACACCUUGGACAUUGGAGAUAUCUCUGAAUCUGGGUCUUCAGCUGAGUGUUCGUCCGUGAAACUAAAGAAUGUUGUGGGUGAUGCCAAUGCCUCUUCCUCCGGUUCUGCAACCUCAGAGUCGGUCACUGUCACCUAAUCGACUUGGCAAUUGCUUGAUUCUUCUUUGGUUUUUAAAUUUGUGGAUAAGAAGUAUAUAAUUAGGAAAUAUUUCCUUUGAUAUGGGAGAGAAUGCAAAUAUUGCUUGUUCAUAAUAUAGUUGUGUAGUACUGAGGUGCUUGUUCCAAGUAAUUCCCUUAUGCUUUGUGGGUUCUGGAAUGGGUGAAAAGCCCCUUUGAGCAAUAAGCAUGCAAGUUAUAGUAAUAUUCUGAAAUUGAAAGUGAUAUUUGGUCCAUCGACAAUGCUUUUGGAUUUUGACAUUGUGUGACUUCAACAGGGAUUAUGUGUAAAUCUUGACAUUUUAAUACGUGAUGGUUGAAGGCUUUCUCACCAAAGCAUUUGCUGGUGCUAUUACAAUUUUCUUCUUUUUCUC